AUGCCAGCUCUUGGGCUGCUGCUUCUGGCCUCCCUCGUGUGUGGCGUAGGGGCCAGGACAGCCCACCUCUGGAAGGCCAACGACCGGAGCAGCCGAUGUCAGUACACCUUCAGUGUGGCCAGCCCCGACGAGUCCAGCUGCCCCGAGCUGGGUCAGGCCAUGUCAGCCAACCAGGACCUGCAGAAAGACAGCAGCAUCCAGUGCGCAGCCCUGGAGAACAAGGCCGGGCUUAGCCACCUGGAGGGCCUCUUCCACCGGCUGGGUGUGGACCAGCCUGCCAGCCAGGAGAGCCAGGCGGAGCUGCUGAGGGAGCUGGACGCCCUGAGGAGGGAGCAGGACUGGCUGGAGACCCAAACCAGGGAGCUGGAGACCGCCUAUAGCAAACUCCUCCUAGACAAGUCGGCUCUGGAGGAAGAGAAUGUGGACCUGGCCAGGAGGUUGGAAAGCAGCAGCCAGGAGGUGGCGAGGCUGAGAAGGGGCCAGUGUCCCCAGGCCUGGAACGGCUCUCAGGACCUGCCAUCAGACUCCAGGGAAGUUUCUUAAUGGAAUUUGGAGAAUUUGGACUUCCAGGAACUGAAAUCUGAAUUGACUGAGGUUCCUGCUUCCUGAAUCUUGAAAGAGAGCCCAUCCAGUCAUCCCAGGAGCAAAGAGGGAGACAUGGAAUGCGGAGAACUGGUUUGGGUAGGAGAGCCUGUCACUCUGAGAACAGCUGAGGCAAUCACUGGCAAGUACGGCAUGUGGAUGAGAGACCCCAAGCCCACCUACCCCUGUACUCAGGAGACAACAUGGAGAGUCGACACUGUUGAGGCAUCCACCGUUUUCGAGCACGACCUCGGCAGCCAAUUCGUGCACGGGUACCCUUCCAAGGUUCACGUGCUGCCCACGCCGCUGGAAAGCACCGACGCAGUGGUGUACAAGGGAAGCCUCUAUUUUCAGGGACCCAUGUCAAGAACUGUAAUCACGUACGAGCUGCACACCAAGACAGUGAAGGCUGAGAAGGACAUCCCUGGGUCCGGCUACCACGGGCAGUUCCCGUAUUCUUGGCGCGGCUACAUGGACAUUGACUUAGCUGUGGACGAGAAAGGCCUCUGGGUCAUCUACAGCACCGAGGAGGCCAAAGGCGCCAUCGUCCUUUCCAAACUGAGAGCAGAGAAUCUGGAGCUCGAACGAACCAGGGAGACGAACAUCCAUAAGCAGUCAGGCACCGCCUUCCUCAUCUGUGGCACCCUGUACACCGUCAGCAGCUACUCGUCUGCUGAUGCGACUGUCAACUUUGCUUACGACACAGGCACAGGCAGUGGCAAGGCCCUGACCAUCCCAUUCAAGAACUGCUUCGAGUACAGCAGGAUGAUUGACUACAACCCCCUGGAGAAGAAGCUCUUUGGCUGGGACAACUUCAACAUGGUCACCUAUGACAUCAGGCUCUCCAAGAGAUGA
Choloepus didactylus (southern two-toed sloth) is the source of this 1437-nucleotide messenger RNA. It is a transcript of the gene MYOC, whose product is annotated as myocilin. Gene Ontology annotation, cellular component: Golgi apparatus. Gene Ontology annotation, biological process: osteoblast differentiation; signal transduction. The record is from RefSeq and is a predicted model, not a curated record. Lineage: Eukaryota; Metazoa; Chordata; Mammalia; Pilosa; Megalonychidae.